AUGUUCUGCCCUGUUCCAGGUCCUGUCUUUGGCAGCAAGGACAACUUUCACGGACUGGCUAUCUUCCUUGAUACAUAUCCCAACGAUGAAGCGACGGAGCGCGUGUUCCCCUACAUCUCUGCGAUGGUGAACAACGGCUCCCUGACGUACGACCACAGUAAGGACGGGCGCUGGACGGAGCUGGCGGGGUGCACCGCCGACCUUCGGAACCAGAACCACGACACUUUCCUGGCGAUUCGGUACUCCCGAGGCCGCCUGACGGUGAUGACCGAUGUGGAAGACAAGAACGAGUGGAAGAACUGCAUUGACAUUGCAGGGGUGCAGCUGCCAACCGGCUACUUCUUCGGUGCUUCUGCUGGCACUGGAGAUCUGUCUGACAAUCACGACAUUAUCUCAAUGAAGCUAUUCCAGCUCAUGGUGGAGCACCCUCUAGAAGAUGAGACUGUUGACUGGACCAAGAUUGAGCCUAGCGUCAGCCUCCUUAAAUCACCCAAAGACAACGUGGAUGACCCAACGGGGAAUUUCCGAAGCGGGCCUCUGACGGGCUGGAAGGUGUUCCUGCUCCUGCUCUGCGCGCUGCUGGGCAUCAUCGUCUGCGCUGUGGUGGGAGCCGUGGUCUUCCAGAAACGCCAGGAGCGGAACAAGCGUUUCUACUAGCAGGAGGCCUGGGCCGUGGCCUGUGCCCAAACCCAUCUUUUCUAUGGGGAGCUGUAAAAACUGUGGUUUCUAAAGCUGUUUCUGAGAAAUAUCAGAAGUAUUUUC
Pygoscelis adeliae (Adelie penguin) is the source of this 762-nucleotide messenger RNA. It is a transcript of the gene LMAN2, whose product is annotated as lectin, mannose-binding 2. Gene Ontology annotation, biological process: endoplasmic reticulum to Golgi vesicle-mediated transport; Golgi organization; endoplasmic reticulum organization. Gene Ontology annotation, cellular component: COPII-coated ER to Golgi transport vesicle; endoplasmic reticulum membrane; endoplasmic reticulum-Golgi intermediate compartment. Gene Ontology annotation, molecular function: D-mannose binding. Lineage: Eukaryota; Metazoa; Chordata; Aves; Sphenisciformes; Spheniscidae. The record is from RefSeq and is a predicted model, not a curated record. The transcript has 5 exons. The coding region runs from base 1 to 657 and encodes 218 amino acids.